Molecule: messenger RNA, 726 nt
Organism: Rhizoctonia solani
Lineage: Eukaryota; Fungi; Basidiomycota; Agaricomycetes; Cantharellales; Ceratobasidiaceae
Product: tetraspanin family protein
Exons: 3
Coding region: 1-726 (241 amino acids)
Source: RefSeq, a predicted model, not a curated record
AUGUCUCCUACACGACACUUUUGCUGCUGCUUGCCCGUUCGACUGGGUACAUUCGUACUCUCCUUUGGGUCGAUCAUCACGUCCGGGGCGUAUGCUGCGACGAUUUGGUAUGCAGUUUACAUGUCCAAGAACCUGAAGCAAGCUCAGCUCGACAAGCCCCAGGAAGUUGCGUUUGUCGUAGCAGGAUCGAUCUAUUCCUUCCUGUUCAUCCUCUCGAUGUUUGGUUUUAUUGGUGCUAUAACACGCAAGCGCUCGUUCGUCUCUGCCUAUGCACAGGCCCUAUGGUACAUGCUUGGCUUCCAACUCGCGUCGGGUGCAUUCUUUAUCUACACGCUCUAUCGUCAAAAGAAGGUUCAUAUCGACCAGUGUGUGGACGAAUUGAAGGCCAAUAACCCUCCGGCCAACGUCGAUCUUGUCAAACUUUGUACCAUUGCGACGCGAACAUGGAAGAUUAUAUACAUUGUUGUCUUUGCGUUCAGCUUGCUACUACACGGAUACGCCGCUUUGAUCGUUUCCCGCUACGUCGAACAACUUAGCGCUGAACAAUCCUACCGCCAUACCCACAAGAGCACCUCUGCCGCCUUCUCUGCUUCUGGGUCUGGCUCCGCCUACUAUCCCCACCAUCCUCUCGGAGAGAGCACAGAUAACCUCACUCAACACCACGAUGGGAAACAAGAUUACCCAUACGCCACUGCUCAGCACUCUUAUGGCCGUUCGAACGUUUAA